Trichoderma asperellum CBS 433.97 is the source of this 2058-nucleotide messenger RNA. RefSeq lists its product as uncharacterized. Lineage: Eukaryota; Fungi; Ascomycota; Sordariomycetes; Hypocreales; Hypocreaceae. Gene Ontology annotation, cellular component: fungal-type vacuole; membrane. The record is from RefSeq and is a predicted model, not a curated record. Gene Ontology annotation, molecular function: phosphoric diester hydrolase activity; exopolyphosphatase activity; endopolyphosphatase activity. Gene Ontology annotation, biological process: polyphosphate catabolic process.
AUGCCUCGCCAAUGCGGCGGCGGCGGUGCUCGCCAUCCAACAAAACACAAACUGAUGCUGCUGGCCCUGGCAUCAUGGAGCGCGGGAGUCGUUGCUCUGCCUGCAGCAACCAGCCCGGACGGCCAAAAAGUCUUGAGCCCGAUUGGGACUGAGUCUGCAUCACGGAAAUUGAACGGCCGGUUCCUGCAUAUCUCAGACUUCCAUCCCGACGAGCUUUAUCGAGUCCACACCUCCACCGAGGAGAGCGUCGCAUGCCACCGAGGAAAGGGAUUAGCUGGAUCGUACGGCGCCGAAAAAACCGACUGCGACUCGCCCUUUUCGCUUGUCAAUGCGACCUUUUCCUGGAUCGAAGAGAAUCUCAAGGACGACAUUGACUUCGUCAUCUGGACUGGCGACUCGGCCAGGCACGACAGCGACGAGCAGAACCCGCGCCACGAGCCUGAGAUUCUGAGAACAAACCGAAUCAUUGCCGACAAGUUUGUCGAGACUUUUUCAACACCUCAACAUGGGCUUAGCAUCCCCAUCAUUCCCACAUUCGGCAACAAUGACUUUCUCCCCCACAAUAUCAUGCUGCCAGGACCCAAUAAGUGGUUUGCGGCUUACAGCGAUAUUUGGAGCCGAUUUAUCCCCGAGGAGCAGCGUCAUUCAUUUACUUUUGGCGGCUGGUUCUACGUCGAGGUCAUCCCCAAUCGCUUGGCCGUCUUCAGCUUGAAUACAAUGUACUUUUUCGAUCGAAACGCUGGUGUCGAUGGCUGCGCCCAUCCCUCGGAACCUGGCUACAAGCAUCUGGACUGGCUGCGCGUACAGCUACAAAUCCUGAGAGAGCGGGGCGUCAAGGCCAUUCUCAUGGGCCAUGUACCACCUGCUCGGACGGAGAGCAAGCAGAAUUGGGACGAGACUUGCUGGCAAAAAUACACCCUGUGGCUCAAACAGUAUCGUGACGUCGUUGUUGGCUCUCUCUAUGGUCACAUGAAUAUCGAUCAUUUCUUGCUUCAAGAUGUCAAGGACCUGACCCCAGAACUGGGUCUGGACAGGAUUAACGCACGUGGCUCUCCAGACGAGACAAUAUCGAUCUCGUCCAAGGAAGACUAUCUUCAGGAGCUACGAGAUGUGUGGGCAGACUUGCCUAAGAGUGUUGCCAGGGGCCUGGAUCAGGAAACAAGGGUUGAGGAUGAUGAAGGGACAGCGAAGAACAAGGGCAAAAAGAAUAAGAAGAAGAAGAAGAAGUUGGGCAAGAUUGGUGGUAAAUAUGCCGAGCGAUACCAGCUUUCUUUGAUCAGCCCAAGUGUUGUGCCAAACUAUUUUCCCACACUUCGCGUUGUGGAGUACAACAUUACUGGCAUCGAAGACACGCCUGUGUGGCGAGAUGCAUACGACCUGGCAAACCCCCCUACAGCCCUGGCACUACCGGAAGAAGACACGCGCGAUUACGAAAACUUGGAAGAACUCUUAGUCGAAAUUGUCAGGAAGAAGGGCAAAAAGUCCAAGGGGCCCCGUAAGCCACCCAAGGACCACGAUUUGAUCGUUCCCCUUGAUCCUCCUAAGAGCUCGCUUCCGGGCCCUGCCUAUGCUCCUCAGGUGUUCACUUUAACUGGAUACACCCAGUACUUUGCCAAUCUUACCCACAUUAACGACGAUAUCCCUGAUCUCGAUGUUAGUGGCUUUUUGGAUAUCAACAAAUGGCGCAAGGGCAAGCAUGACCACAAGGAGCCCAAGCAUGGAAAGCCGAAGCCUCGCGAGUUUCAGUACGAAGUCGAGUACAGCACAUUUACCGACAAGUUCUACAAGCUACCUGAUUUGACAGUAAAGAGCUUCCUGGGGUUGGCUUAUAAGAUGGGUCAGAAGGAUAUUGGUGCCAAAAGCGAGACAUUUGACGCAUACGACGAGGACGAGGAUUCCGACACAGAUGAGUUCGAAGAUGGUGCUCCGGAAUCGAUGGGCAAGAAGGACAAGCAGAAGAAUAAGAAGAAUAAGAAAGAAAAGAACAAGACUUGGCUGAAGUUUUUGAGCCGUGCUUUUGUUGGCACGGUUCCCAAAAAGCAAUUGGAAAAGAUGUAA